UUAACUGAACUAACCAACCGUCGACGACACACAGAUUUCCCGGCGAAAAUAGAAAGCUCUACUUUUGGAGUUUCUUUUGCGCCGUGAGAAUCGACCAAGUGACCAAUAUUGGUGCUCUAACAACCUGAGACAAGGUGGUAAUGGCACUGUUAGGGUGUUGUGUUCCAGUUUUUCUAUCAAUUAACAAGCCUCUGGAGAAGCGACUUGAAAUCCAAAAGUGCUUGCCCACCAUGCCUUGUACUCAGAUAAAGAAAAAGAGCUUCAAAGCUUUGGCGACUGGUUUAGAUGGUGCCCCUGGGAAUUCUACCUUCUCAACAGCAUCAAUUACUGAGUCCAUUGCUUCUCUGAUAAAUGGAGUGGACUUAUCUGAAGAGGAAGCCGAAGCUUUUCUUAAUUAUGUAUUGAAUGAAGCAAAUGACACAUUGAUCAGUGCCUUUCUUGUUCUCUUGAGGGCCAAAGGAGAGACAUUUCAAGAAAUUGUAGGAUUAGCAAGGGCCAUGAUCAACUGCUGUAGGAGGGUCGAAGGGAUAGGUGAUGUGGUUGACAUUGUUGGAACAGGUGGUGAUGGGGCAAAUACAGUUAACAUCUCAACAGGGGCAUCUAUUCUAGCUGCAGCUUCUGGUGCAAAAGUUGCAAAGCAAGGAAACAGAUCCAGUUCUUCUUCUUGUGGAAGUGCUGAUGUACUGGAAGCACUGGGAGUGGCCAUUGACUUGAACCCUGAGGGGCUGAAGAGGUGCAUACAAGAAGUAGGGAUUGGUUUUAUGAUGUCCCCAAAAUACCACCCAGCAAUGAAAGUCAUUGCUCCUGUAAGGAAAAAACUUGAAGUGAAGACUGUGUUCAAUAUCUUGGGUCCUAUGUUGAAUCCAGCACGGGUUCCUUUCACAGUUGUUGGUGUGUAUAACGAAAAUAUAGUCACGAAAAUGGCUAAAGCACUACAAAGGUUUGGAGUAAAAAGAGCAUUAGUUGUUCAUUCAGAGGGUUUAGAUGAAAUUAGUCCUCUUGGACCUGGACUAGUGGUGGAUGUUACUCCUGAAAAGAUCGAGAACUUUCCAUUUGAUCCAUUGGAGUUUGGUAUUCUUCGCUGCAGCCUAGAAAGUUUGCGGGGGGGAGGCCCGGAGUAUAAUGCAAAGGUACUAAGGUGUGCACUAUCUGGUCAGAGAGGCCCUAUUGCAGAUGCAUUUUCAUUUAAUCUGAAUGAUUCUCUCCGAAAAAUCAAUAAGGUUCUAAAUGCUGCAGCAGCCCUCCUGGUCAGCGGGUGUGUGACCAGUUUAGCUGAAGGUGUUGUUGUGGCUCGUGAAACACAUCUCUCAGGGAAUGCCCUCAAAUUACUCGAAUCUUGGAUAGAUAUCUCUAACAAAGUGAAAGAAGGUGCAAUCACAGUUGCUUGAUUUUUGGCCAAAUGAGUUGGUUAUUGUAUCCCAUUGUUCAGUAUCGCUUUCUCAAGCUACAUCUUUCACUGAGAGAGUAUGCAUUUAAGCUGCCGGAUGAUUGCAUCCAUUUUCUUUUCAUAUUGAUCACUUGCAUACCGUAAGCUGCGAAUGAUUUGCAGGUAAACAUUUGUGAAGGAUGGGGAUGUAAAAAAUACCAUAGUAAUGACUAUAACUUAUAAACUAUCUUUUUUUUUUCAUAUUAAUAGAUUUGUUCAGUAA
Molecule: messenger RNA, 1649 nt
Organism: Telopea speciosissima
Lineage: Eukaryota; Viridiplantae; Streptophyta; Magnoliopsida; Proteales; Proteaceae
Product: anthranilate phosphoribosyltransferase, chloroplastic-like
Exons: 11
Coding region: 141-1388 (415 amino acids)
Biological process (GO): L-tryptophan biosynthetic process
Cellular component (GO): cytosol
Molecular function (GO): anthranilate phosphoribosyltransferase activity
Source: RefSeq, a predicted model, not a curated record